Ailuropoda melanoleuca (giant panda) is the source of this 5994-nucleotide messenger RNA. RefSeq names its product ankyrin repeat domain 42 (gene ANKRD42). The record is from RefSeq and is a predicted model, not a curated record. NCBI's taxonomy places the organism in Eukaryota, Metazoa, Chordata, Mammalia, Carnivora, Ursidae. The annotation marks the transcript as partial. The transcript has 12 exons. Gene Ontology annotation, molecular function: protein binding.
CCGCAGCACGCCGGAAGUUUACUCGUUUCCAAGACAACGCCUCCAGCGCCCCACCAACCGGUGGCUGGAGUCGGGACGCUGGAAAGCAACUCGGAGGAGAGGUUACCAGCCCACGGCGGCUGCCGCCAGAGCGACUCGCGGGGAGUAGCAACCGAAGACGGCGGCCGCUUCGGUAGUCAUCGCGUGUGGAGGAUAAACGGCCGACACGGUCAACGCGGCGGCCAGUUAAGGGAAAGAGUUAGCGAAGACCAGGACUUAAGUCCCAGCGAAGACAGGGAAAGAAUCCGUGAAGACGGCGGUCACCUCCGUAGGGGCUCUACAAGAAGACUAAGUGAAGCCAUCGGUUUCUCCCGCAGUGACUCGAGAAGAGUCAAUGAAGACCUGGGCAGUGUCUCUCGGGAGAGAGUUACGGGAGAUGGCCGCCGUCACAGCAGGUCCUGGGAGAGAGUAAGAGGAGUCCAAGGCUUCAGCAGCAGCGACGUGAAUUUAAGUGAAGUCGGGAGCCACCAAACUAGUGACUGUGAGGGACUGGUCAGAGAAGACCGCGGCCUCUGCUUCAGUGAUUCUUGGGUGGGUAUCAGAGAAGUCCCGGGCCCCCAACCCAGCGACUCCGGGGAUAGAGGCAGUGACCACUGCAGACGCCGCCUCAGUGGCUCUUGGGAGGAAGGGAGUGUCGAUGGCGGCCACAGCCUCAGUAAUUCCUGGGAGGGAGUAAGUGAAGACCGCGGCUACGCGGCCAGCGACUCCUCCGGGGUGAGCGGCAGCGUAGACGCCAGCCGCUGCCUCCGUGGCUUCUGGGAGAGAGAAAGCAUUGACCAGGGUUUCCGCUGCGGGAGCUCCUGGAAGAAAACCAGGGAGGACCGGGUCCCCGGUCUCAGCGACGACGAAGAAGGCAGCCGCUGCAGUGGCUCGUGGGUGACAGCAAGUGAAGAUCGCCGCAGCAGCGGGGGCCUGGACUCGAGUCCUCCCCAGAGUCCGAGGGAUCGCACCAUGCCAGGGGUGUCCGAUUCAGGCCUCUCCACCUCCUCGAGGGAGACUGCAACCCCGUGUGCCCGGAAGAAGGUGCAUUUUGGUAGCAUACAUGAUGCAGUACGGGCUGGAGAUGUAAAGCAGCUUUCAGAUAUAAUAGAACGAGGAGCCAGCAUUAAUGAAGUUGACAUUCUCCAUAAGUUUACCCCUUUACAUUGGGCAGCACAUUCUGGAAGUUUGGAGUGUCUUCAUUGGCUCCUCUGGCAUGGAGCUGAUAUCACACAAGUAACCAUGAGAGGUUGGACAGCAGCUCACAUAGCUGCAAUCAGAGGUCAGGAUGCUUGUAUGCAGGCUCUCAUAAUCAAUGGGGCAAAUCUGGCAGCUCAAGAUGAUUGUGGAUGCACUCCUUUACAUCUUGCUGCAACACAUGGACGUUCUUUCACUUUACAAAUAAUGCUCCGCAGUGGAGUGGGAGAGAGCAUGAGUGGGAGGGGCAGAGGGACAGGGAAUGGGAAUCCCAAGCAGACUCUUUUUCACUUAGCAGCCAUGGAAGGUCACCUUUACUGCUUUAAAUUCCUCCUCAGUAGAAUGAACAGUACAACACAAGCUUUAAAAGCCUUCAAUGAUAAUGGAGAAAAUGUAUUGGAUCUGGCCCAGAGGUUCUUUAAGCAGAACAUUUUGCAGUUUAUCCAAGGGACUGAGUAUGAAGGAAGUGAUCUGAAAGAUCAGGAAACCUUAGCAUUUCCAGGUCAUGUGGCUGCCUUUAAGGGUGAUUUGGAAGUGCUUAAGAAACUAAUAGAAGAUGGAGUAAUCAAUAUUAAUGAACGGGAUAAUAAUGGAUCAACUCCUAUGCAUAAAGCUGCUGGGCAAGGCCACAUAGAGUGUUUGCAGUGGAUAAUUAAAAUGGGAGCAGAUAGCAAUAUUACCAACAAAGCAGGGGAGAAACCCAGCGAUGUGGCUAAGAGGUUUGCCCAUUUAGCAGCUGUAAAGCUAUUAGAGGGGCUACAGAAAUAUGACAUAGAUGAUGAGAAUGAAAUUGAUGAAAAUGAUAUAAAGUUUUUUUUAAGGCAUGGUGUUGAGGGAAGCACUGAUGCCAAGGAAGAUUUAUGUCUCAGUGAGUCGGAUAAGACAGAUGCCAGAAUGAGAGCUUAUAAGAAAAUUGUUGAGUUGAGACACAUGCUGGAAAUUGCUGAGAGCAACUAUAAACACUUGGGAGGGAUAACAGAAGAAGAUCUAAAGCAGAAGAAAGAACAGCUUGAGUUUGAAAAGACCAUCAAGGAGCUGCAGGGCCAGCUGGAGUACGAGCGGCUUCGUAGAGAAAAAUUAGAAGGUCAGCUGGAUGAGUAUCGUGCAGAGGUGGAUCACCUCAGGGAGACGCUGGAAAAGAUUCAGGUCCCCGACUUUGCUGUGGAAGAUGACUUUUCUUGUGAAUCAAGCAAAGAAAAGAGGCGAAUUAAGAAAAAGGUGUCUUCUGGGGGAGUUUUUGUGAGAAGGUACUAAUCAGUGAAAUAACCUUAAAUAAACUUGCUUGAUUUUUCUCUUUUAUUUUUAAAUUGAUAUAAAUGUAAAUCUAUAUAAAUUCUCCUCAGUCUUAUAUACUAUUCCAAUUCCGAAGGCAGAAAUAUGUUAUAUAAUGUCAAAGGGACUGCUAAAAUUACACGCACUUAGCUGGACCCCCUCCCAAAAAACUUUUUAUAUAUUUAUGUAGGCAAGACUAUAUUUAUGAGUAAUUAAUUUUGCAAAUAUUCAUACAAACUUUAAAAUUUAAGGCGGUACACUCUAAUAGAAGAAAUGUAGACAUUAAAAUAUCUUUUACUUUCUAGAGAGUAUCAUUUUUUAACUUUUCAGAUGACUUUUAAAAAGCAUCUGGACUUGGGAGAAAAUACAAAAUAGGACGAGUAAAUUUUAGAAAAGGGCAUCAUUACAGUAACAACCAAAUAUCUCAGGAAAGUUUUACAUAAAAUAAAAAUCUGCUCUUGUAAAAGAAAAAGAACCCCAUAAUACAUGUUUGCUAAGAAUACUGAUUUAAAUAAUUUUAGAAUUCAACCAUUGUUCUGUCUUGCAAGCUUUAUAAGAAAGCAGUAUAAAAAUUAGGCCGACUGGACAGGAUAAAAAACACAUGGCUUUAUUAUUCUCUCUUCCCUUCCUCCUCCACCCCCUGACGUUACUGACCAAAAAACGACGACAGCAUUUCAUUUCAGUUCUGACUUCAUGCCCUCCUUUCUAACUCUACCCACUUCCUCCUCGAUGUAGCCAAUUUGUGACUGUCUUGGGGCAGUUGUCUAGAUCUGCCUCCCCCUAAAGAUCUGAUUUUUGGCUUUGGGCCUGUCAGCAGCCUUCUCACUACACAUCGGACUGCCCAACCUCGGGGCUCUAGCACGUACUUUCCGUGGACGCUUAAAGGCCAUUCUGACACAGUAUUGUCAGGACCAGUUUGCCCUGACAUGAGUCUGUUUGAGUGCGCAGAGCGAGACCAGUUCAGGCUGGUCAGGGGUCUGUAAGCAAGUUUUAAAAAAAUGCCUUACCCGUCCUUUUGAUAACCUUUAUAAUCAUUUGUUAGUUUCUCUGUGGUUUGCAAGAGGCCUUCGAUCUGUAAUAAAACGUUAAUUUGGUACAUACUCUGUGUGAGACCUGUGCCAAGUCCUUUCCAUGUAUUAUCUAUCUCUUAAUUCCCACCACAGCAGGAGAUAGGUAUAGUUUACAGAUGGAAAUUAAGUAAUUUGGGCAGAAUCCCACAGCACUAUGAAGCCAGGAUUCUAACCUCAGCGGGGAAAGUUCAGAGUCUGCAUUUUUAACCACUAUAGGAAUUCCCAAAUCAGUUUCUCACCUUGGGACUACACACAGUAGUAGUGUACUUCCUUCUUCCUUCUAGGAAGACCCUAAAGUGAAUCCCAACACUGUACACAGUUUGUUAUACUUGCUCCAGUUUUCUCAAGGCCACUUCUCCAGUCUCUCUCUGUACCAGUGAGGUAGGAAAUAACUGGAAGAGUGUUGUCAUAGAAGCAUGCACUCUUGGAGUUUCCUUGGUUGUCCCCCAGUACCUGUUUUCCCUUUUUGCACAGCCACCUGGCCUUGUGGCUGCUCAGGAUAAAGACUAACUUCCCAAUCUCCUUUGCAGCUAAGACACCAAGUUGUAGCCAACAGAGUGUGAGCAAAAAUGGUGUCUAUAACCUCAGGGUCAUGACCUUAAAGGGAAGGGGCUUGCCCACAUCUUGCCCCUUUCUGCUUCUGGAAUGUGGAUAUGGUGGUGAGUCACCUGGACCUUGUGAAUGGGUGACACCAGGGAUGGUAGAACAAUAAGAUAAAAAGGAUCCUGCGCCCGGAAACUGUGGAGCCGACAUACUAGCCUAGGAAUGCUUAUACCUGGACUGUAGGUAAGAGAAAACUUAAACCCCUUUGUUAUCUAAACCAUUAUUAUUUUGGGUGUUAUUAUAGCCACUGAAUCAAACUUGUAAUAUAAUCCUGAAAUUAUAUGUAUUUAAUCAUAAAUCACAUAUAUGUAUUACUGUCCUGUUAUGCAUGGUGUUUUCCAACACAAUCAAUUCUUGGAUUUUCUGGACACUGUCUGGGUGUUCAACGAUUCAAUUCUGAGACUAACUUCCCAGAGUUAGUUAGCGUCAGACUCCAGAGGUUAAGAGCUCUGUCCCAUAGGAAGGUCCCCAUUUCAGACACCCUUUUGCAAGUCCCAGGUUGUCACUGGUACUUCUGACUCAUCAGCGGUACAUUUGGGGUUUCCUGAACCCCUUCCUCAGGUUCCAGUUGGCUGGAAUGACUAACAGAACUCAGAAAUUCUAACACUUGACUGUCACCAGUUUAUUAGAAAGGAUACAUCUCAGGAACAGCCAAAAGGAGGAGCAUAGGGCAAGGCAUGGAGCGAGAGGUGCUUGGGGCUUCCAUGACCUCCCUACCUGUGCCACCCUCCCAGCACCUUGAUGUGUUCAGUGGAUUGGCCAGUGGGAACUGAGCUCAAUCUCCAGGUCCUUUUCUGUCCUCCCCCUUUCCCAGAGGUUGAGUUGGGAGGUCAGGGAGGCUGAAAGUUCCAAUCUAUAAUCAUGCCUUGGUCUAUUUGGCAACCAGUCCCCAUUCUGAAGUUGUUAUAGAAGGGCUCCUGGCCACCUAUCAUCUCAGCAUAUAAAACACACUCUUACCAUUCAGGAGAUUGGAAGGAUUUUAGGAGCUUUGUGCCAAGAAAACAGAAGCUUGUAAUUACCCCUAUCAAGAAAGUGCAAGGGUUUUAGGAGAGCUGGGCCAGGAACUGUGGAUAAAGACCAAAUAUAUAUAUAUAUACAUACACACACAUAUAUAAAUUAUGCCAUAUUAAUGAAACACAAAAAUAGAAGUGAAAAAGAUGUUAGCUAGAAGAAGAAAUGUUUUUUUCCCGUGCCUUAGAUUGUUCGUUCAUCUCUCGAGAUAGGGGCCUCAACUUGUAAGCGACUAGAGUACCGAGUAAGAAAGAGCCUGGCAUUUAAAGACUGUGUGAAGUUACAGCUGUGUGACCUUAACUUCAUUUAGCUUGUUUUUUCAGCUGUAAAAUAAUAAGGAUUAAUACCACCCCUAAGAGGACUGCUUUGAGGAAAAAAAAAAAGGUGAGUUGAUAGAUAUUAUUUAGCAUAUUCCCUCUUGUACAGUCUGUGGUAGCUAGUAUUCAACAAAACAACAAUCAGGACAUUCAGCACUGGUGACCAUUGCUUUUUCCAUUGCCUUGUUUUUUUCUUUAUAUUAAAAAAAUACUGCAUACUUUUAAAUAUUCAUGUAUCUAAAUUCUUAAAGAUUGACAAAAUGGGAAUUAUAAACUUUGUUUUUCAAAUAUGGUGAAGGGUGUUCACUGACUCUCGACUAGUCCUUAUAUGACCCUGCCUCGUCUACUUUGUCACCAAAUAGAAGUUUACUGAAUUUAAGUGAAUCAUAAAAAAAAAAAACCCAAAACGCCUCUUCAUUUUAUGUAAUAAAUUUAAGAUGGGUUCCUAAGAAGCAGGGAUAAACUGGUUUUUGUGAAUCAAAAAACUCAAGUAUAUGUAAAAUAAU